Messenger RNA from Triplophysa rosa, 4748 nucleotides. RefSeq names its product erythrocyte membrane protein band 4.1-like 3a (gene epb41l3a). Bases 496 to 3987 code for a protein of 1163 amino acids. Gene Ontology annotation, biological process: cortical actin cytoskeleton organization. Gene Ontology annotation, cellular component: cytoskeleton; plasma membrane. The transcript is spliced from 26 exons. The record is from RefSeq and is a predicted model, not a curated record. Gene Ontology annotation, molecular function: actin binding; structural molecule activity. Lineage: Eukaryota; Metazoa; Chordata; Actinopteri; Cypriniformes; Nemacheilidae.
AGUCUGAGUGCAGAAAACAGAGCUCAUCUACAUGCACAGCAGACUGAGACCAGAGAGAGAGAGAGAGAGAGAGAGACGAUGAUUAAAGGAAAUACAGAAUAGAAACAGAACUAAAAAUAGACCAACACAAGUCACAUAAUUUGAUUGAGGAUCACUGAUCACGAGUGCAGAGUUCAGUGCUUGUGUCUUACGUGCGUGCGUGCGUGCUGUAAAUACAGUGAGCUGUAGGUAUUUGUAAUCAGUGUGUUGGUUUAACUCUUAAUGUGGCUGAUGUACUCAUGAUCAAGAUAUUAACUCUUCAUCAUCACGUCACUGGUGCCUUUGUCAGCAUUAGAAUAAACGGGAGUUCUCGUUACUGUAGUGACUGAAGUGCGCGCGCAUCCGUCUGUGUGUGUGUGAGCGCGUUCCGGGUAUCAGGUGUGAGUGUGUGUCUGCAGCGAGUCCGUCAGCAGCGCGCCGGGCAGCAGCAGCAGCAUCAGAGCCGUUUGAUUUGAAAUGACGACAGAACUCGAGACCAAAGCAGAGCAACAGGGGGCCAGUGCAGCUCCGCCCCUCCACGACCAGCUUCCUCCUGCGGCUGCACACAGCACACCUGUCAGAAAAGAACAGGGUGGAGACGCUGGCGGGAGGUCAGAUCAUCAGCCGGAGGAGGACGAUCACACGUCUCACUGGUCCAGAUCUCCAGUGAAAGUGAGCAGAAGCUCCAGAAACAUGCAGUGUAAGAUCACACUACUGGACGGAUCCGACUACACCUGUGUGGUGGAGAAGCGUGAUAAAGGUCAGGUGCUCUUUGCUAAAGUCUGUGAACAUCUCAAUCUGCUGGAGAAAGAUUACUUUGGGAUCACAUACCGCGAUGUAGAAAACCAAAAGAACUGGUUGGAUCCAGCGAAGGACAUGAAGAAGCAGAUCAGAGGCGUUGCCUGGAAUUUCUCCUUCAAUGUGAAGUUUUAUCCUCCUGAGCCUGCGCUGCUGUCUGAAGACAUCACAAGAUAUUACCUGUGUUUGCAGUUGAGGGAUGACAUCGUGUCUGGACGUUUGCCCUGUUCGUUUGCCACUCACACAGUUCUAGGUUCAUACACCGUCCAAUCAGAGCUGGGCGAUCAUGAUCCAGACGAGUACGGAACCGAUUACGUCGGCGAGUUUCGUUUCGCCCCUCAUCAGACCAAAGAGAUGGAGGAGAAGAUCAUGGACCUACACAAGACCUACAAAGGAAUAACCCCAGCCGAAGCUGAAAUGCAUUUUCUGGAGAAUGUAAAGAAACUCUCUAUGUAUGGAGUCGACCUUCAUCAUGCAAAGUUGAUAGGACGAUUCUUUCACUGCUUCUCUCCGGCUAAGGGAGAGGAUUCAGAGGGGGUGGAGAUCAUGUUGGGCGUCUGUUCCUCUGGUCUUCUCAUCUACCGCGAUCGGCUUCGUAUCAACCGCUUCGCCUGGCCGAAAGUCCUGAAGAUCUCUUACAAACGCAACAACUUCUACAUCAAGAUCCGGCCGGGCGAGUUUGAGCAGUUUGAAAGCACAAUCGGCUUUAAGCUACCAAACCACAGAGCGGCUAAGAGACUGUGGAAGGUUUGCGUGGAGCAUCACACGUUCUUCAGAUUAGUUUCCCCAGAGACUCCACCCAAGAAGUUCCUGACGCUGGGGUCAAAGUUCCGUUACAGCGGCAGAACUCAAGCUCAAACCAGACGCGCCAGCUCACAGAUUGUGCGACCAGCACCCUCUUUUGAACGGUCCUCCAGCAAACGCUACACAAUGUCUCGGAGCUUAGACGGGGCUCAGCGGAAUACACCCAUGAACACAGCCAAUGGUACUAGACCAGCAGAGAUGGGUACGGCAUUGUACGGCACAGCUAAAGCUCCGGCGGUGAGUGAUGUCAUUACUUCAGUGACUCCAGAGGGAAAGACAGUGGCUGCGGCAGCUACAGGACCUGAUGGAGAUCAGGACAGAGUUGCACUGGCGGACAGCGUUGCACUGCUGGAGGAAGAAGACGAAAACACCAGAGCCACAGAGAUUUCCCAGCCCAGCCCGCUCACACCUGUACACCUGGACACACGGACAGAUUUCACAGACACAGCUGUUGAUGGAGACUUAACAGCCACCGAGUCCGAUCAAGAGGACGAGUCUGAAACGAAGACUCAGGUCAUUGAUCAGACACCAGACGAGCUGGUGAAACAUCCGACCAACAUCAGCGAGCUGAAGAGAAGCUUUCUGGAGGGAGGAACAGAUCGGACGGGUCUGACGGAGUGGGAGAAGCGUCUGUCCUCCUCUCCGAUCCGAUCUCCUCGUCUGGAUGAAGCUCCGAUGAUUGAACCGCUGGUUCCAGAUGAAAUCAAACAGGAAGUAGAGGAGGAGAAACAGGAAGUGGCUGUGGGGGAUUUAGCGACACAGGACAGGAGAGGUGAUGUGGAAUCUGAUGGGUGGGUCAUUAUAAACAAACUUCCACCUGUUGAGAAAGAAAACACUGGAGUUAUUCCAGUUCUACCAGAGCAGAGAGCAGAAAAAUCUGACGCUUUAACAAAAGAUAAAGAAGAUGUGCCCGAGAAACUUACUGUUGUUCACGAGAAGAUCCCUCCCGUGGGUCCAGAACAAACUCUGAUCGUCUCUGAAGAUGUUCCUCCUAAGAAAAUUCCUCCUAAGGUACCAGAGAAGAAACACAGAUUCGUGGCCGCCGGUGACGCUCUGGAAGAGAAGAAGCUUAAAGCUGAAGAAGUGGUGUCGAGCGAGGACACCGCAGCUGUCCGAUCUAAAGACAUCGAUCUGUCGGUCAAACUCUCUGAUCAGCCCAUCGCUGCGACCAUUAAGGUCCUUCCUGUGACGGUUGAGUAUCAGAUCAGUGCUUCAGAUGCCAGCGCUCCGGUGAUCACCGUCAGAGAGGCCGGGACACCCUCUGUCUCUGAUGCUCCGGUCACGAGCGUCCUCUCUGCUGAAGAAUCCGGAGACGUCAGGACGGGCGAGCUGAGGAUCUUCACCCGCCGGAGCUCUCCUCUCAGAUCUUCUGCAGAUCUCGGCCUGAGUCCCGGCCCCGUUCCCUAUCUCAUCAAAACCUCUCCUACAGCUCCAGUGCCUAAGCCCAGUUUUGAUGAGAUGUCUCCUGAGCUCACAGCUCUCUUGCAGUCCACUCGCAGUUGGGCGUCUCCGUCGUCGUCUGAUCUCAUCACACCCUCAUCUCUGUCGUCUCAUAAGCCAUCCGAAAGCCAAGAGGGUCAUCCAGAGAAGAGCCCAUCAGAAGAAGAGAAACAGCCUCAGGUAGAGCCGCCUGAAUCUCCAGCGGUCCCUCUGGAGCCGGAUGUGUAUUAUCAAGCGUGUGUUGUGUGUGAAGAGGCUCUCGAUGAGUCUGAGUCUGAAUCAGAGUCUGAUCAUGACACCAGUGAUUCCAGCAGUGUAAACGCAGCAAACUUUGACAGACCCCUCCCACUCACGGGCGUGACCCCCACAGGGGGCGUGUCACCCACUGACAGUGAGUCUGGGGGUGAGAGUUUCUCUCUGUCCACCGAUGAUGAAGAUGAUGUGGGAUCAGGAGAUCAGUCGCCCAACAUGAGCCCGUCCGCUCCUCUUGGGACGGCCGAGCAGCGGGGUGUGGCUGAGGGUCAGAGCGGGGAGGUAGAACUGACCGCCGGUUCAGAGUCGGAGCCGUCAGGUGACACACAGGAGAUGCCUGUCAUCCGCACAGAAAUGAAAACCAUCACGUAUGAGUCCGUGCAGGGUGAAGCGGACGGAGAUGCUGAUCCUGGAAUUCUGAUGAGCGCUCAAACCAUCACAUCAGAAACCAGCAGCACCACCACCACCACUCACAUCACAAAGACGGUGAAGGGAGGAAUAUCAGAGACACGGAUCGAGAAGAGAAUUGUUAUCUCAGGAGAUGCUGACAUCGAUCAUGAUGAGGCUCUGGCUCAAGCUAUCAAAGAAGCUAAAGAACAACAUCCAGAUAUGUCAGUGACUAAAGUGGUGGUCCAUAAAGAGACGGAGAUCACGCCAGAGGAGGGCGAGGAGUGAGGCAGGAUUAACAUCAUCUUCAUGCGUUCUGGAGAAUUCUCACGUCUUCACGCUGUGUAAAAUGACGGAGGUUUCUGUGAAAAUGAGGAAUGGAACCACAGAAUGAAUCACACACACACACACACACACACACACACGCUUACAGACUGGAUCACUGUUACUGCAUGACACGGGAACAAAUGUGAGAGAAGAAAAUAUAUCCACGUUUCAAAUAAAUACUACAUGAGCGCAGUGUAUAGUUCAGCCACGAGCUCGCUAUAAAGAGGAAAUAUAAAACUUACAGAUAUCUACAUUUUACUUAUUACAAUAGCCUACUGCUCACCAUAUCAAGCCGAAUGAGUGCACAAUAUUUAACCACGCAAACGUGUGCCCUCCCCAACAUCGCAUCACCCUUUCAUCUCACGAAUAACAACACGCGGUUCAUUCUUCCGCACGAGUGUUCUGUUGUUUCGAUUUGAAUUAUUCAUCCGUUUUUUCCCUUGUGAAUGUUGACUUUAGAAUGGAAUGAGACUGCUGUGAAUGAAUCUGUGCACCUAUGGCUCAUCACAAGUUUUAGAUCAAUCCCAGAAUUCUCUCUGCCACAUCUGAGCCUUAAACUGUACAGAAACCUCAACACAACUCCAGUGUGUCUUUGUGUCUGUGUUUGUUUCAUCAGCAUCCCGUAUGAUUUUGUAUUUCAUAUACGGCAUCAUGUCCUGCUGAAUGUUUCCUCCUCCAGCUCAAAUAAAAUCUGAUUUCGGAUCAGUUCGUUGUUUCUUCUG